AUGGAAAAACGUUUGAAGAGAUCAAUUCUUGGCGACAAGGCAAAAGAAAAAAAUAGGAAAACCAUUACACAUGGCUUCUCAAGUGAACAAUGCCCGCAGUCGAUUCCAGUGGUGCGUUCCGUGUCGAAAAAAAUGGCACUAUUACGUCCUCCUGAGGAAAAUACUCCCCCACAUCGUGAUCCGGUGGAACCGCCUCCGCCAAUGAUUGAGUCGUCCUUGUACUCGAUUGUAUUAGACUAUGAGGACCGAGAGUAUCUCAAUUGUAUGAUGAGUGAGUAG
Prunus armeniaca (apricot) is the source of this 279-nucleotide messenger RNA. The record is from the annotation of a GenBank genome assembly. NCBI's taxonomy places the organism in Eukaryota, Viridiplantae, Streptophyta, Magnoliopsida, Rosales, Rosaceae.